AUGGCUGCUUUCAAGACGCUCUUCGCGGCCGUUGCAGCGGCUCUUGCUGUUGCUGGCGUCAGCGCGGCUGACUCUCUCAAGGAUGUUGAGCAUGUUGUCCUGUUCAUGCAAGAAAACCGUGCAUUUGAUCACUACUUUGGCACAAUGGCUGGUAUCCGUGGUUUCCAGGACCCGAACGUGCAGAUGCGCUCUAAGAGCAAAUCUGUCUUCUCACAGCCACUGAACUCUUCACUUAAGCCAGCUCCGCCCAAGGAUGUAGAUGAACUCAUGUUCUUCUACAUCAACCAAGCUGGCGGUCACUACAACAAAGCCACGCAGUGUAUGGUCGGUGGCUCGAAUGGUUGGCAAGAGAACCAUGCUGCUUGGAACAAUGGAAAGAAUGACAAGUGGGCCAUCGAAAACACGCCUUACUCGCUUGGUUACUUCAAGCGCAAGGAACUCCCUGUGCACUUUGCUCUCGCUGAGGAAUUUAUUGUGGGCGACUCUUACUACGAGAGUACAACCGCCGCCUCGGAUACGAACCGUGCUGUGUGGAUGUCUGGCACAGUUAACUCACCCGGCUCGCCUCCGGGUGGUGACCCGAAGAAGCAGGGUGGCCCAGUUAUUGAUGACCACCGCGCUGCGGGCUGUGAGAAAGACUCCCGUGGUAACCCUUUGGCGUGUCUCCCACUGAAGUGGAAGACAAUUCCUGAGUACCUUGAGGAACAAAACAUCACAUGGAUGGUUUAUGAAGACACUGACAAUGGCUACCACAACAUGUUGGAACAGUUCCAGCAGUACGAAUACGAUAUCAUCAAGCAAGGACCACUUGCCAAGAAGGGUAUUUACCGCCCGGGCCUCAAUAAGUUCAUGUUUGAUUUGAAGAACGGAAGUCUGCCACAAGUGUCGUACAUUGUCCCACCUAUCGAACUCUCGGAGCACCCACCGUACACGCCAGACGAUGGUGGCUGGAUCCAGCGCGAGGUGGUAACGUCGCUCAUGAACAGCCAAUACUGGAACCGUACCGUUUUGAUUAUGAGCUAUGACGAAACUGGUGGAUUUGCUGACCAUGUGAUGGCGCCUCUAUCGCCAAAGGGGACCGACGGUGAAUGGAUGGAAGAUCCAUUUGACCACAAUCUUGGCCAGCAGCCUGUUGGUCCUGGUUUCCGUGUGCCAUUCUACAUUGUUUCACCUUGGACCCGUAAAGGAGGUGUUUUCACGGAACAUGCUUCUCAUGACAGCCAAAUUCUUUUCCUUGAGAAGUGGUCAGCUGCUCACGGGAAGAACUGGACAAGUCACGAACUUAACCCAUGGCGUCGCAAGCACAUGAGUGACCUGUUGAGCGCCUUUGAUUUCACGAACCGUGACACGAGUGUUCCUAACAUCCCCACGAUGAAGAACGCGUCGAAGGACCCAGUCACUCACAAGUGGAAUGGCGCGGCACUUUGCCAAAAGCGCUACAACAAUGACAACCAGCCACCAGUUCCUUACGGAAACCAGACUGAGCUGAAGAAUGGCUACGAAGUCGAGAAGGGUCACAAGCAAGUGCGCGGGGCUCUGUCGGAGGGUCGCCACUUGGUAUUUGAAACAUACAACAACGCUCUGACGGCCAAAGAUGGCAAGUUGCAGGCAACUGAGAAGAAGUCGAAGAAGGACUCGAAGGACCAGAUGUUUGUGCUUCAUUGGCAAGGUAAGGAGCCUAAGGACAACAAGGGCUUCAAGAUCUCGACGCAGGGUAAGAACUCAAGCUACAUUACUGAGGACCUUAAGCUCUCAUCAAAGAAGGACGAUGGCGUUGUACUGUUCUUCGAGGACAAGGGUAAUGGCAAGGGCCAUGAGAUCAAGAACGGUAAGAAGUCGCUGUCCAUGAGCAAGGAUGGCGAAAUCAACUGGGUUGACUCGGAUGCGACGACGUUCAAGAUCUUCAGUGUAACGUACUAA
Molecule: messenger RNA, 1920 nt
Organism: Malassezia globosa CBS 7966
Lineage: Eukaryota; Fungi; Basidiomycota; Malasseziomycetes; Malasseziales; Malasseziaceae
Product: putative phospholipase c
Exons: 1
Coding region: 1-1920 (639 amino acids)
Molecular function (GO): hydrolase activity, acting on ester bonds
Source: RefSeq, a predicted model, not a curated record